CACCACGCCAGAUCUCGCGGGGGGAUAACGGGGCGGGGAGCGGAAGUCCUAACGAAAGAUGGAUGCAGGUCCUCCGCACCCUCUUGACGUCUUUCUGUCUGUGUCUUCCUCGAUCCGGAUGCGAACCCUCCACCUAGCCUCCCGCAACGUUCUUUCUCGGAAUGGAUUCUCCCGUAGCCGGGGCAACGCGCCGCAGACGGUCUCCAUGGCUCCGCGAGCGUGCGGACCGGCUGCGUGGCGAGGUACAGCACGGGAAUCGCUCGCGCGGCGGCUGCUUCGUGGCGCUUGUGGCUCCUGCAGCCAGGCUCGGACUGGAGCUGGGACAAUCUGAUCUCUGAUCUUUGUACCCUUCUCCGAGGUGACUUGGUACUCGCAGCCAUCAGCGUAGAGUAGAAUUUUGCUAUAGAAGUAGCACUAAGAAGCCCGCUGAAGUCACCAACAUUGAGCACACGGCCCCCAAGGAACAGCCAUGCCUGCGGAAGGAGGGAAAACUGAUAUGGAGAGGAUUGGCCUCUUCAGUGAGAUGGAAUAUAUUACUGUGGGUGAUAAAUAUGUGUCACAGUUUAAUCGACCCUUUAAUGAAGCUGCAAGCAAAAAUAGACAGAUUCUACCCGGAGGAUCCAAAGAAAUGUCCAAUCUCCAGGCAGGUUAUUUUGAUCCCCAUUUUGUAAGGAUUUUUGAAGGUGAAGGCUAUGUCAAUCCGAAUCAAGUGAGGAGACGGCACAUGAUGGAAGAAGCCAAAAAAAAUCUAAGCAAAGCCUUCCUCCCUAGCAAUGGAGAGAAAAAGCCCUGUGGAUUAGGAAGUUACUAUGGAACCAUAGGUGGACCAGUCCCAUUUUUCAGUGCACAGUCUAAACCCAAAGAAAAAUAUGAGCCACCUGGAAAGAAUUUAUACACAAACCCAGGAAAGAAAGGAACUGGAUAUGGCUAUGCAAAUAUUACCAUAGGUAAGCAGUUUUCACACUCUUCUGAUCUCUAUGAUGCGGCAAAACUAAUUAACAAGAAAGAGAAUGAAGAACACCAUCGUUUACUCAAAGGGACAGCUUUCAAAUUAAAUCUUUACCCAAGGGAAUAUUUUGAUGCCAAUCCUUACAUGUCUGAGGAACCUUUACCACCAAUUAAAAAAGUAGAGAAGAAAGAAAUAGUUGGAAGCCCUUUUAAGCCCUCUUCUCCUGGUAAAAAGGGCACUAAAUAUGAAGAACUACAAGACUGCUUCAGUACAGUCCUACUAGCAUCUGGAAGACAAAUAACCUUACAGGAACUGGGAGAACCCGUGGGAAAGUGCUGUUCCUCUGCCUACUGCUGUUGCUGUGAGCAACCAGCUCCUUUGUCUCUGACCCAGGAUUCUUACGUCUUCCACUGGAACCCACGACACUGGAACCCACUAGCUCAUUAGCUUACAAACUGGAUCAAGUCUCAAGGUGUUUAUAGUUCUUGACAGCAUAAGAAUAUAUACCUAAUUCCAAUUUCUAAUUAAAAACUAGCCCAAUCAAUUAUAAGGUAAUCGUGAUCAGAUGUGGAGGUCAAUUUAAAACUUUUUGUUGAAUAAAGUACCCGGAUGAAAGAUUGUGAAAUGUUUUCAGAAAUUUAUUUACAUGUCUUGGAUGGAAGCAGUUGAUACAGUUUACUCGGAGUUCCUGGGAGAAAAAAGAGAAGAAUUUUUGAAAAAAUCGGACUGCUAUGUGUACCAUGGAAAAAUAAUAAUUAAAAAAAAUUUCCUGCUUGCUACCAAAGUUGCCUUAGCCAUAUAUAAUAUAUAGAAGUAGUAUAAAUAAAAUAACACAUCUCAUCAAAGGACCAAAAUCUCUAAGAAAUUCCACUAUGUAAUGAAUUGGAUACAAAUCUUAGAAAAAUAGUGUUCACCUUCUUAUUACUGUCCUCUGGCUAAACCUGAUAGACAAAAGAAAUCUUAAACACACUUCUAUGAAUCCACCAAGAUAUACAUACCUUUCAAACCCAGGGCUAAAGGCCUAUUCCCAGGACUAGAGGUGUCUUCAUAAAUAUCAUAGAUGUCAAAAUGGAAUUUAUCUUUCCUUGAAACGUGACCCAUUUUUGAGAGGUCAGUAUGGUGACUGCAGAUUUUUUCACUUAGAUUUGAAUAUUCUCUUUGAAGAUUCCGCAUCUCAAAUUCCAAGGUGUCCCUUUCAUUCUCUAUACUCCUUACAUAGUUUUCUAAGAGUAUUUUGUCUUCCUCAAGUCUACAGAUGCUAUUUUCAAAUUUUAUAGUUUCUUGACUAUUUUUUUUUAGUUCUUCUUUUAGAAGCUGAUUAUCGGUCUUAAUUUCCAAUACCAUUUUUGAUAACAGUUCACAUUCAUUGCCCAUUUCUGACAAACUAUUCUUAUAAAUACUUGCUUCUGACUUUGCAUUUUUUAUUUCUUGC
Messenger RNA from Cervus elaphus (red deer), 2381 nucleotides. RefSeq names its product chromosome 32 C4orf47 homolog (gene CFAP96). The record is from RefSeq and is a predicted model, not a curated record. NCBI's taxonomy places the organism in Eukaryota, Metazoa, Chordata, Mammalia, Artiodactyla, Cervidae. Bases 470 to 1396 code for a protein of 308 amino acids. The transcript has 8 exons. Gene Ontology annotation, cellular component: centrosome.